Striga asiatica is the source of this 1220-nucleotide messenger RNA. NCBI's taxonomy places the organism in Eukaryota, Viridiplantae, Streptophyta, Magnoliopsida, Lamiales, Orobanchaceae. The record is from the annotation of a GenBank genome assembly.
UGACAAAUGACUUUUUACUGGCCUUUUAUUUAUUAUACAACAUAAACGUCAUUAUUAAAUUAUUCGUCCUAGGGACAAUAAUUCAAUCUCUACUCUGGUUGAGAACAAAUUUGUGAUUUUGUCAAAUUUCCAAUAUUCCAAAUCCGUUAUAUUCAUUUUUUCGCCCAAAAAUCGGAAUCACAAGAAAAAAAAGGCAAAACCUAAAAAAUGGGCGCGAGGUGGGUGGUAGGAUUGGCUGUCCUCCUGGGCGUGGUCGGCGGCACAGCGUCGGCGGACGACUGCUUGUCGCCGCUGAUGAAGCUGUCGAGUUGCUUCCAAUUCGUGAUGCCCCUGAGCAAGGCGUCGAAGCCGGACGAGAACUGCUGCGACGCCCUCAACUCGCUGCUGGAUUCGGACGCCGCGAGUGGGACCCACGCGAUGACCGACUGUAUGUGCAACGCUUUCAACGGCCACGGCGAGUUCGCAGUCCAGAUCAACAAGACCCGGGCCCUCGCCCUAGCCGACGCCUGUUAUGCUUCGCACCCCGCAAACUGUACUCAGGCUCCAGCACCCGCCCCAGCAACAAUCACGCUCCCGAGCUCGACGACUGUGGCCCCAAGCUCAGCCACAGGCAACCAUAGCUCCUCUGCUUGUUCUUCUUCACUCGUUGCCUCUCUUAAGCUGCUCCUUUGUACCACAAUAUUUGCUGCAAUUUUCACGCAUAGACCUGGCCAGAUAAAUUAACGAGUCGAAUUAUUAGAAAUUUUGAUAGAGAUUCCUAAAUAGGAUGGAUGAAUUUACUAUAAGGCUGUCUCAAAAAAAAUUCCAACCUUUUCUUUAAGACAAGAUGACAAAUAUACGUUAACGAGGUCAAACACACCAAAUAAUUUUUCAUAGUCCUGCAUUUAUGUUCAAGAAUUUCAUCAUUUUUGUUACUUUCCAGAUGUAUAAAAUAUCAAACUAAAUGUAUAUGUGAUGUGAAAAUUUACACCGCGACCUCGGAUUCUCGGAAUAUUGUGUGCCAGUUUUUAAGAAAAGUGCUUGGAUGGUAUGGUUAAGGGCAUAACCAGCUCAGGCCUCUUCGUUGUUCGACCAACGGUUAGUCUCCCAAUCGGAGAAGAAUCUAGCCUUACAGCUAACUAGUACAAUGUUCUGUGUAUUACAAAGGUGUUGCAUUAAUGGCAUGAUUGGUAGGAAGAAAUGACAUGUGAAUAGAAUGAUCAUUUCCUUACUCAUUCAUU